CGGGAGAAGACUGUAUCCUGGGCGAGGCACUGGCCGUGCUGCUGUGACUCCCUGACCCAAGGGGCCUGGCGUCCCUCUGAGGCCUAGUGAUAAAGCUGGAGGGGGUGCAGCCUCCAUCUCUGACGUUGGAGGAUCCUACCUCACCUCCAAGCACUGAGCUGGGUUCUUCCCGAGCUCCAUCCUUCCCUGAAGGAGAUGAGGGGAAGGAAAAGUAGGAUGGCUCCCCAGCAUCUUCUCCCUCUUUCUUUCCUCAACAGCCAGCCCCUCAUCCAACCCCCUAGGGUGGCAUGCCACGUCAAGAGCAACGUGUAAAGGAAAGAGAAUGUCCAAUGCGGCCAAGCCCACCCUCUCCCACCUUUCUCUCUCCCCCUAAAAGUUUGUUUGGUUGGUCUGGACUCACGUGUGGCCUUUGAUUAAAUUUCUAAGGGACCUGAAGGAGGCAUUUCUACUGCAGAGGGUUAGAGGCACCUGAGCAAGGACCCCACUCCCCAACUCUGGCAGUAGUGGCUGGGAAGGCAUUUCUGGAGAACAAACCAGACAAGCUAAUAAGAAAUCACAGGGCAGCAGAAGCUGUUUAGUAGUCCCUAAGUGGGUUAUAUCCCUUCCCCCAUCAUAUCAGAAUCUUGUGAAAUGGGAAACCAACAGAAGGAGGGGAUCAAAGGACUCCAGUCUCUCACACACUUUCCAGGCACAGCAGAGGUGAGAGUCAAACCCGGGCGAGAGGUGGGUGGAGAGCCCUGUUUGAGGUUGUGGCUGAUCCCUGGUACUAGCUUUUCCCCUGGGGGCAGGAAGCCCUAGGAAGAGGGUACUGUAGGGUCCCCAGAGGAUCUUUCCUCCCUCCCCUGCAUGAGGCAGAGGCAAGCUGCCUGCCAACCCCCUCCCUCAAGGAAUGGCCUUGCCUGGGAAUGCCCACCACACACAAACUCUUCUUUUUUUCUAGUCAAACUCUGUUUACUCCUUGGCCUGCCUCCCUCUUCCUCCCCUCUCAACCUUUACUUCUAAUUUGUAUUUCAUGGAAUUUGGGAUUGAAGUUAAACUACAACAGUGCCACCAACACCAAGUCUUGCAGGAAAAAAAAUAUACAAAGAAAUUUAACAAAAAAAAAUAUAUUAAUAAAAAAUUUCAAAAAAAGGGGGGGGAAAUUGUCCUCUCCUUUGGGUGUGAUGGCUUGAAACCAAGCUCUCAGAGGCUCUCCGGGUAAAGGAGCCCUCUUGGGGACCCCCAGGCCUGUUAUUACACUCUCGCCGGCCCUAAAUAAUUAAGAGUUCUUUCCCCUCAACUCCAAACCAGGAAGGCCUGAGCUAGAGGAUUCAAGAUUGCUCUGCUGGUCGGCUCAGGAGGGGCGGGGUCCCGUGAUGGGGGCGGGGAGAGGGAAGGACCAAACCAAGUGCCAACGCUCGACGGGGCUAGUACCAGGAAGCGCUGUGGGGAGAGGAGCGGAGUUGAGACUGAAGCCAGGUGAGGCUGGCGUUAGGGCUGGCGUCCUGGUGUGGGGAAGCUGAGGCCGCCUGAGAAGUGAACGGCGGUUCCGGAGGAAGAAAAAGCGCUGGGCUCUAGAAGGAAGGGAAUGGCUAACCUAGAGAUGGGAAACCAGGUGUACACGGAGGGAAAAGAGGAUGGUGGCGUCCUCGUCCUUGCUGAAGCUUCAGGAUCUAAUCCAGGAGAUUCGUGAGGCCAAGACCCAGGCCCAGGAGCGGGAGGUGAUCCAAAAGGAGUGCGCCCACAUCCGGGCCUCCUUCCGCGAUGGGGACCCUCUGCACAGGCACCGCCAGCUGGCCAAACUGCUCUACGUCCACCUGUUAGGCUACCCCGCCCACUUUGGACAGAUGGAGUGCCUGAAACUGAUCGCCUCCCCCAGGUUCACAGACAAGAGGGUGGGCUACCUGGGGGCCAUGCUUCUACUGGAUGAGAGGCAGGAUGCCCACCUGCUCAUUACCAACAGCAUCAAGAAUGACCUGAGCCAAGGGAUUCAGGCUGUACAAGGCCUGGCCCUGUGCACUCUGAGUGCCACGGGCUCUGCUGAGAUGUGCCGGGACUUGGCCACUGAGGUGGAGAAACUGCUCCUGCAGCCUAGCGCCUAUGUGCGCAAGAAGGCUGUUCUGACUGCAGUGCAUAUGAUCCGGAAGGUCCCUGAGCUCUCCAACAUCUUCCUCCCACCCUGUGCCCAACUGCUUCAUGAACACCACCACGGCAUCCUGCUGGGCACCAUCACGCUGAUCACAGAACUCUGCGAACGAAGCCCUGCGGCCCUCAAGCACUUUCGAAAGAUGGUGCCCCAGCUGGUGCACAUCCUCCGGACUCUGGUGACGACGGGAUACUCCACAGAACACAGCAUAUCUGGAGUCAGCGACCCCUUCCUGCAGGUCCAGAUACUUCGUCUGCUUCGGAUUCUGGGCCGGAACCACGAGGAGAGCAGUGAGACCAUGAAUGACUUGCUGGCCCAGGUAGCCACGAACACAGACACCAGCCGAAAUGCGGGCAACGCGGUCCUGUUUGAGACGGUGCUCACCAUCAUGGACAUUCGCUCUGCAGCAGGCCUGCGGGUUCUAGCUGUAAACAUUCUUGGCCGCUUCCUGCUCAACAGUGACAGGAACAUUAGGUACGUAGCCCUGACGUCCUUGCUGAGGCUGGUGCAGUCUGAUCACAGUGCUGUGCAGCGGCACCGCCCCACCGUGGUGGAAUGUCUACGGGAACCUGAUGUGUCCCUCAGCCGGCGGGCCUUGGAACUGAGCCUGGCUCUGGUGAAUAGCUCCAACGUGCAAGCCAUGACACAGGAGCUGCAGGGUUUUCUGGAGUCCUGCCCCCCUGAUCUACAGGCCGACUGUGCCUCAGGCAUCCUGCUGGCAGCAGAGAGGUUUGCCCCAACCAAGCGGUGGCACAUAGACACCACCCUACGUGUGCUGAUGACGGCAGGCACCCAUGUGCGCGAUGACGCAGUGGCCAACCUGACCCAGCUGAUUGGGGGCGCCCAGGAGCUCCAUGCCUACUCUGUGCGCCGUCUCUACAGCGCCCUGGCUGAGGACAUCUCCCAGCAACCGCUGGUGCAGGUGGCAACCUGGUGCAUCGGGGAAUAUGGGGACCUCCUGCUGGAAGGGAGCUGUGAGGAAACUGAGCCCCUGCAGGUGGAGGAAGAGGAGGUGUUGGCACUGCUGGAAAGGGUGCUGCAGUCCCAUAUGUCCCUGCCGGCCACCCGAGGAUAUGCCCUCACAGCCCUCGUGAAGCUCAGCACCCGGCUCCGUGGGGACAACAACCGCAUCCGCCAGGUUGUGUCCAUCUACAGCAGCUGCCUGGACGUGGAGUUGCAGCAGCGGGCGGUGGAGUAUAACACCCUCUUCAGGAAGUAUGACCACAUGAGGGCUGCCAUCCUGGAAAAGAUACCUCUUGUGGAGCGAGGUAGCUCUCAGGUUGAUGAGGAAGCAAAGGAAAGCAAAGAAACAGCCCAGCUUUCGGAAGCAGCCCCUGUCCCCACAGAACCCGAGGCCUCAAAGCUCUUGGAUCUGUUAGAUCUCCUGGAUGGCCCUUCUGGGGACGCCCAGCACCCUCCCCCUCUGGAUCCCACCCCAGGAGGCACUUUGAUACACCUCCUCAACCUUCCCUGUGCUCCCCCACCCCCUGCUCCCAUCCCACAUCUCAGAGUGUUUGAGCGCGAAGGACUACAGCUGGAUCUUUCUUUCGUUCGACCCCCUGGAACCCCUACUUUGCUGUUGAUCACUGUCACUGCCACCAACACCUCAGGGGGUGAUGUCACCCACUUCAUCUGCCAGGCCGCUGUGCCCAAGAGUUUCCAGCUGCAGCUACAGGCUCCCAGUGGGGACACAGUUCCAGCUCAGGGUGGCCUUCCGAUGACCCAGCUCCUCAGAAUCCUCAAUCCUAAGAAGGCCCCCUUGCGGCUGAAGCUGCGCCUCACCUACAACCACUUUGGCCAGUCGGUGCAGGAAAUCUUUGAGGUGAACAACUUGCCUGUGGAGACGUGGCAGUAACUCGGCCUCCACUCACAGCCUGAAACCCUCCUGCGUCCCCAAGCCCAGGGGAGCCGCUAUCUGAGGACAGCCAGCAGGUGGCACUCUGGUCCUGUACUUGCCACUGGGGUGGGGGGGCUGCCCCCAACCCUACAAAUAGUGAAAGCCCAAUAAAGCCUGAGGGGGGAAGCCAUAUUUGAGGUAGAAAACGUGUGUGAAGCACAGCCAGGGAAGAGCCUUCUUACACAGGAAGUAGGUAUCUUGCCCUAAGCCUUUGGAACUGGUUUCAACAAAGAAAGGUUUUCUUUUUACCCCUUUCCAGGCUGGGGGGCAAAUGUGCCCCUAAACUUCCACAGGAGGCACUCUACCCUCUGGGCCAGAGCAGGGCACAGGGGCAACAUCAAACCAGAAUUUCUAGAUUUCUAACAGGGACUCCCACCCAUUUCCCCAGCCUUCUGCUAUUCCCCGUACCCCAGGGCAGGGAAAUCCCUGCUGCCUCCCCUCAUCUCUAACUCAGCUGUAAGGCGGUUUAGGAGCCGCUGGCAGAAUCAAUGGCAUCGACCAAGGGAGGGAGGGUGGCAAGGGAUUUUCCUGUGCUUAACUACUGAUCACGGCUAAGUGGAAAUCCUAUAAACACGAGCGGAAAUCAAUGGAGGCUGCUUAGCGGCCAGGGGAGAGGGGCGGCCCACAGAUUGCAUCUGACGGAUGAGGGAGAGGGGGCAGCCAGGGAGGGCUCCAGGAAGGAUAGCUGAGGGUAGGGGGAAGGAACAGGCGGAGCUGGAGAGAGAGGAGUCACCGCGGGAAGGGGAGCCAGAGAGGAAGAGGCACAGUGAGCCCAGGAAUGAACCUCAUUCGACCCGGAGCUUUCUUCCCCAUCGGGCAAGUGACACCCUAGCCCAGUGUCACGUCUGGAUCUUCCAGUCCCCUAAGGCUUCUCUGUGGAGCUGUACACUUCUAGCAGGCGCUGAUAGUCCUGAGGCCGGAAGCGCUGUAGGUACACAAUCAGCUUGGCAGGUGCCGUCUCCUGCGCCAGCACACCUACAGGCAAAAGGA
Messenger RNA from Globicephala melas (long-finned pilot whale), 5012 nucleotides. It is a transcript of the gene AP1G2, whose product is annotated as adaptor related protein complex 1 subunit gamma 2. The record is from RefSeq and is a predicted model, not a curated record. NCBI's taxonomy places the organism in Eukaryota, Metazoa, Chordata, Mammalia, Artiodactyla, Delphinidae. Gene Ontology annotation, biological process: intracellular protein transport; Golgi to vacuole transport. Gene Ontology annotation, molecular function: clathrin-cargo adaptor activity. Gene Ontology annotation, cellular component: Golgi apparatus; membrane coat; AP-1 adaptor complex.